Molecule: messenger RNA, 1227 nt
Organism: Nakaseomyces glabratus
Lineage: Eukaryota; Fungi; Ascomycota; Saccharomycetes; Saccharomycetales; Saccharomycetaceae
Gene: FTR1
Product: high-affinity iron permease FTR1
Biological process (GO): iron ion transmembrane transport
Cellular component (GO): high-affinity iron permease complex; plasma membrane
Molecular function (GO): ferrous iron transmembrane transporter activity
Source: RefSeq, a predicted model, not a curated record
AUGCCUAACAAAGUAUUUAACGUGGCAGUCUUCUUUGUCGUGUUCAGAGAAUGUUUGGAAGCUGUUGUUAUCGUUUCCAUUCUAUUGUCUUUCCUGAAGCAAGCAAUUGGUUCCAAAGAUAUUAAAUUAUAUCGCAAAUUGCGUAAGCAUGUUUGGAUUGGUGUCGCACUCGGGUUCUUUAUCUGUUUAGUGAUUGGUGCUGGUUUCAUUGGUGCCUACUACUCUUUACAGAAAGAUAUCUUUGGUUCUACAGAAGAUUUAUGGGAAGGUAUUUUCUGUAUGAUUGCUACUACUAUGAUCAGUAUGAUGGGUAUUCCAAUGUUGCGUAUUAACAAGUUGCAAAGUAAAUGGCGUGUGAAGCUUGCUCGUUCACUUGUUGAUAUUCCAAAGAGAAAGCGUGAUUACUUCAGGAUUGGUUAUUUGACUAGACGUUAUGCGAUGUUCAUCUUACCUUUCAUCACUGUUUUAAGAGAAGGUUUGGAAGCUGUCGUUUUUGUCGCUGGUGCCGGUAUUACCACGAAGGGUUCUCACGCAUCCGCUUAUCCUUUACCAGUCGUUGUUGGUCUAAUUGCUGGUUUUAUAGUUGGAUUCCUAUUAUAUUACGGUACUUCAAAGUCUUCCAUGCAAAUCUUUUUAGUUAUUUCUACCUCCAUUCUUUACUUAAUUGCAGCCGGUUUGUUCUCAAGAGGUGCUUGGUACUUCGAAAACUACAGAUUCAACAAGGCAACGGGUGGUGAUGCUUCUGAAGGUGGUGACGGUAAUGGUUCCUAUAAUAUCGCUAAAUCAGUUUACCAUGUUAACUGUUGUAAUCCUGAACUGGACAACGGUUGGGAUAUUUUCAACGCUUUGUUGGGAUGGCAAAAUACUGGUUAUCUGUCCAGUAUUCUUUGUUACAAUAUUUACUGGGUUGUUCUAAUUAUUGUCUUAGGUUUGAUGAUGCACGAAGAAAGAUAUGGCCACUUACCAUUUAUGAGAAACGUUGGUAUGAGACACUUAAACCCAGGUUAUUGGAUAAAGAACAAGAAGAAGGACGAAUUGACUGAUGAACAAAAGGCUGAGCUGCUAAACCGUAUGGACAACAUUCAAUUCAAUGAAGAAGGUGAUAUUGUCGCUCAUGCUAACGAAGAAGAACACGACCAGGAGAGUUCUUUGUUGAGAGGCAACUCUAACAAGAUGGGAUCCAAGGAAGAAUUGAACUUCAAGGUUACCACUACCAGUUCCGACUAA